CAAGAAAAACUAUCCGAGAGUCACCGAGUUACGUUAACCUGAGCCAGACCCGUUUGUCGAGCUGGACUGUUUCCUUCCACAUGACGGGUGAGUUUUCCAACUCAACAGAAACCAGAUUCUGCGCGCGUCCUGGACGCAGAAAGGAAAGCAUUGUGGGUCUGAAUCCAGAAAGUAGCCUUACAUCUCGAUUAUUAUUAGUUUUAAUAAUAAACUUGUACUAUUAUCGCAACCAGAAUGAGAGGCUGAAGAAGACAGUUAUUUGGUUCAUUCUGGAGAUUUUUUUUUUUCUCUUUCGUUUUUUUUUUUUUUUUUUGGAUUUAAAAACACGCGAUGGAUGAGCAAGAGGGUCCAUUAGACUUCCAGGCGCUGAGGGCCAAGUUCCAGGACAAACAAUUAAUGCUGGGGCCACCAAAACCCAAACCUGUUAUCCCUGAGAAACCAAAGGUCGUCCCUCCUCCCCUUAGCCCCACUCAGCACCUUCCGCCAGGAGCACGCCCCUCCCUGCUCUCCUCCAUCAACCAGGCCUUGGACUCAAAGUCGGUCAAUGCCCCCAGAGUGAUAUUCAAGGAUGAGAGCAAGGACAACAACAAGCUUUCUACGCAUGGUAACUCAAAGCCCAAAGACAAAUCUGAUGGGAAGACGAAGGAGAGCAAGGAGAAGCUGAAUGAAAACUCAUCGGAUCACAAAGAGAAGAACGGAAAGAAGCAUCCGUCCUUUGGGACACAGAAGGAGAGCACAGCCGAGCCGGUGCCAGGCUUGCCUCCUCCGAAGUCCAAAACACAGAGGAAGAAGAAUAUUCUUGGUUUCAUAAAGUCUUCCAAGAAGGAUCCAGCAGCGACCUCGGCUGACUCAAUCCUAGAUUCGACGAAUGUGAACCUUCCUGGACCUACACCGCUGAUCCCAUUGGCUUCUGACGCUGACGAGGAGGAGUCUAUAUACUCAGUACCGAAGCAGAUCCCACGAAAGAUCAUCAUCCCUGAAUCCAAUGAUGCAGUGGACCUGAUGACACUCUCUCCAAUUCCCGACCCUCCUGACUUCUCUCCUCCGCCUGCCAUGAUCCCAGCUACCCCAGCUUUCAAAAUCCCACCCCCUCAGAGCGAAACCCCACCUCAGAUUGAAAGUCCUGUUUUGUCAGUUUCUGACCCGCCCAGCCAAAACAGAAUUGCUCCCAUUCCUUCCAUUGAUGCUCGCCCUUCUCGCCCAACCAUUCCUGCUCCCUCUCCUCCACUCGCUAAUGCGCACCCUCUUUCCGUUGCAACUCCUUCCCCUCCAGCCGUUGUGACUCCCUCCCCUUCAGAUGCCGUGGAUCCUUCUCCUCCAUCCACUGCUCCUCCUUCCCCUCCACCCAGAGCUGUCCAUGCCCCACCCAGAACUAUUUUCUCUCCUCCACCGAGUUUUGCCAACUCUGAUCCUUUUCCCGAGUUCUCUGCCCCCUCCACCGAGCUUCAGGCAGCAGCUGGUUCUGACGUGGAGGUGGCACUGCCAGCUGCUGUGGAAGCGAUUUACUCUACUCCUUCCAAACUAGAACGUCCCAUCUCCGCCCUAUCCGCCCUGGAGAGGGCGGAGGACAUGGAUUCUGGGAAGGGAACCCCUCCGAGUGACCCGAGGAUCUUAAGUGCUCUGGAGAAGGCACGCAAGAAAGCCGCCAGCCCCACUCCUCCACCCGAAGACUUUCCUUAUCACCUGAAUCCCGCCCUCAGCGAUGGAGAGUUGCCGCCCUUAGGGGAUGAGGGAAAGAAACUCCCAUUGAUUAAGUCAGAAGUUGACUGCCCUGACCACAGGGCAGCUUCUCCGGCAUUGCAGAGCCUCACAGAGGAAGGAUCUAACCCUCCCCUUGUUGCGGUUACAGCUCCUCCACCCAGACAGGUCCUGCCAGACCGAGAGACUUUGGGUCCGGCUCCACAGAAACCUAAAAGACCUCAGUCUGCCAACUUGAGUCAAUUCAACCCCCCUCCUCCUAUCAUACCUGAAGAGAUUCCGGUUCCACUUGAGUAUUUAGAGGCCGAAGCCACAGACGAUUUGGAGGACGCUUACAGCCCAGAGCUGCCGGUGUCCAAAUGUGGGAAUGAGGAGCACAUGGGUGCCGACGUUCCAGACAAACCAACCCAGACACAGUUUUAUGGCAACGGGAUAACUCAUCCAGAAACAGAGGUCCAAACUAAGACGGCAUAUGGAGAAAUUAAGCUGGACAAUCCUCUGCAGGAGCAAUCCCUAAAACCCACUGAGGACUACUCUACACCCAAACAGGACCCUCAAGCACUGCUCCACAGCAGUGUGUACGAAAGCAACGACGACGUGUACGAAGCCAUUAAUGUGAGCUCUGGAAAAAAGAAGGGGAAGAGCAACAAGAAACACAAAGGGGCCCCAAAAAAUCCAUAUGUCGAAUCUGGACAGGAAACGGUUCAGGAGAAAACCAAGAUGAGCAGGUUCGGCAGGAGCGAGAAGAAGCACACCUCGGAAAAGCCGGAUGAGAAGGAGCUGAAAAAGAAGGAGAAGCAGCGGCUGGAGAAGGAGAAGAAGGAGCUGAAGGAGAAACAGGAGCGGGAGAAGAAAGAGCAGAAGGAGAGGGAGAAGAAGGAGAAUGAGAUGAAGAAAAAAUUCAACAUCACAGGGCAGGAGGAAGCCAUGUACCAGGCAAAGGUAAAGGUCACCGCAAAGGGCCGUAAGCAAGAUCUGCCCAUCAAGAGCGGCGAUGUCGUCAGCAUCAUCCGAACCACCGAGUGCCCCAAGGGGAAGUGGCUGGCCAGGGACAGCAGCAACACCUACGGGUACGUCUCUGUGGACCACGUGGAGAUGGACUUUAAGGAGAUUUUGGAGCUGGGAAAGAAGACUCCCCGCAACAGCGCCGUCAUCGAGACCGAUGCCGCCAUAGACCGCAAGGUGUUGAAUCACUUCAGUCGUUCGCCGGCAAGCUUCUCAGAUGACAGCGAGGAGUGGACCUGCGACGACGAAACGCUCUCACCCAACCCUGAUGCUUCUGACCAGUUGCCAGGGGUUCACACAUGGGCCAUCUCCAUGCCAGAGAUGGGUAAGAUACACAUCAUAGAUUAUACUCCAUCUUUGACAGGCUUACUUGAAACACUGCCUUGAAGGCAAAUGAUCGAGUCAAUGAAAUGUCGUACAACUCAUUUCCUGAAACUCUACAAUCAUUCUGAUAAUAUUUUGUUCGCCGUAGUAAACUGGUAGCAAAUCGUGAACUGCACCUCUUUAGGUACCGCAACACAAAUCGUGGUUUCUAAAA
Messenger RNA from Poecilia latipinna (sailfin molly), 3241 nucleotides. Its product is annotated as FYN-binding protein. NCBI's taxonomy places the organism in Eukaryota, Metazoa, Chordata, Actinopteri, Cyprinodontiformes, Poeciliidae. Gene Ontology annotation, cellular component: plasma membrane. The transcript is spliced from 14 exons. The record is from RefSeq and is a predicted model, not a curated record. Gene Ontology annotation, biological process: protein localization to plasma membrane; integrin-mediated signaling pathway; T cell receptor signaling pathway. The coding region runs from base 331 to 3090 and encodes 919 amino acids. Gene Ontology annotation, molecular function: protein binding.